Molecule: messenger RNA, 735 nt
Organism: Papaver somniferum (opium poppy)
Lineage: Eukaryota; Viridiplantae; Streptophyta; Magnoliopsida; Ranunculales; Papaveraceae
Exons: 1
Coding region: 1-735 (244 amino acids)
Biological process (GO): shoot system development; root development
Source: RefSeq, a predicted model, not a curated record
AUGUCUUCCUCAAACAAAACUUUCCAUGCUCGUUCAGUCAGUUUGCCCACCAGAUCCAACCCACUCGCUGCUGCAGUUGAGGCGCAGUUGUGCAGUUUGAGAUCUUCAGAUCUCAACUCAUCCAUCUCCAACAAAUUGGUAGAUCUUAAAGAUUUGUACGAAUGUGUUGAGGAUUUCCUUUCUACCCAAGAUGGAAAAUGCUUAGACGCGGUCUUAGAAAGAUCUGUCAUGUUGUUGGAUAUCUGUGGAACUAUUAAGGAUGUCUCAUCUCAAAUGAAGCAAUCUGCCCAAGAUCUUCAAUCAUCUAUCCGCAGGCAAUCAAAUGAAUUUGAUGCAUACAUGAGCUCUAGGAAGAAAUCCUGCAAAGUCAUCCAAAAAUGCCUUUCAGACAUUAAGAAAAACACCAACAAGAACAAUGAUCUCGUCACUGAUGUCCUAGCAGAAGUUGAAGCAAUUACCUAUGUAGUUUUUGAAUCUGUCUUGUCUUUCCUAUCUGCACCAAAGCAAAGGUCACUAGUCUCAAAGUUGACCACCAAAAGUGCAACCCAACAAGUUGUCAAUGAAGUAACCAAGGUCGAUAUCGUAUUGAAAUCCAAAGUCACUGACGCAAAAGAAGUGCAGAAGCCAUUGGCUGCCCUUGAAAUGAACCUCCAAGAACUUGAAGAUGGACUGGAAUAUGUCUUUAGGUGUCUGAUCAAGAACAGAGUUUCACUUCUUAACAUUCUUAACCAGUAG